GCAUGUCUCACGAAUACGUCUUUCCACGUAAUGCACGAACUUUAUAAGUUUAUAACUUUGACCUCCACAUACCCGUGAAAAGAAUCAGCUGGAAGGAGAUCAAAAUGGCAGGUCUUAUGUUCAGCCUUGUCGCACUCCUCCUGGGAUUCAGUUGUUCCUUGGCGAGGAUUCCAGAUGGGUAUGUUAUGCUAGUGACUCCUGAAUGUGGCCCAGAUGGAAUACAGGACGGUCGGGUGAAGGUCACCACAGAUCUGCGAGCCGAGGCCAAGGCAGUCUGCCGGGACAACAAGGAAGUGGCCUUCACCAAGGCCGAGCAAGGCGUGAACUUGGAAAUACCCAUUUCCUACGCUCAAUCCGGCAGCAGUCCCUGCAAAUUUCAAAAACGCAAGGACGCCAGGGUGUACGUUCUGAAAGUGCUGGUGGCUUGGGGCGAGCCGGGAAAUCCAAUCCAUUCUGACGAGGAAGAGUUCUUCGUCACCUGCACCUUUGACGACAACGGGAAUCAGAUUUCUCCCAAUCAAACUGUGGAUGAAAGUCUAGUUGCACCACUGGAAAUCCAGACCCAUGCUGGAAAGAAAGCCGUGUCCACCUUUUCACUGGUUUUGACGGAUGUUCUUGGAGCUCAUCUGACCAACAAGAAUGUGCCUUUGGGCAGGAAGGUUGUCCUGACGGCAUCUACGGACGGCAAGAAUAAUGAAAAGGGUCUUCGGCCUGAUGGAUGUGAUGCAAUUGGCACCUUGACCGGCAGAAGAUACGCAAUUCUACGAGCUGGCUGUGGCGAUGGCGUGGUUUUCUCGCAGAAACAAGGCUUCGUGUCCAAUGGGCUUACAUCAAUGAGUCCAUACUUCAGCGCCUUUGACAUGGCUGGCGAGCCAUCCAUUCGCUUUGAGUGCAACUUUACAUUAUGCGAGAAAGUAUGCAAUGGGAGUUCCUGCGCGAACGAAAGACGCCGUAGAUCAGAAGAUGACGACGACGACGACCAUCCACGUCUAAUUUUCAGCGAUGAUCCGGGACUAUCAUGGUAUGACCUCCGUGACAGCAGCAACGACCUCGUCUUCUGGGCGUUUUUGCUCGGGAUAGGAAUAGUGACGCUGAUAUCAGUGGGUGUAUCCGUCUGUGCCCUGACAAGACGCAGGUCAAAUUUACAAGUUGUCGCUGCCUAAUGAAUAAAUACUGAAAAGUU
Messenger RNA from Haliotis rubra (blacklip abalone), 1183 nucleotides. RefSeq names its product vitelline envelope sperm lysin receptor-like. NCBI's taxonomy places the organism in Eukaryota, Metazoa, Mollusca, Gastropoda, Lepetellida, Haliotidae. The record is from RefSeq and is a predicted model, not a curated record.